GAUGUACUCAAUGAAAAUGGCUCGUCACCAACUGCAAUACCACGUCUAUGAUUGGUCGAGAGAUUUUUGCGCGGUGCAUUUCAGCCAAUCAGAGCAUUGUUUUCGCGCUCGUAUGUAAAGCCUCAGAUAAAUGGCGAACGGAAGGGCAAACUGUAAACAAAUACUACAGAACUGGGCAUUUUAGGCGAAUUGUGACUUUUAAGGGGAAAAUAACUCAAAGUUGCGAGUACUUUCAAAAUACAAACGGAAAUAAUUGAUAUUCGACAGUCAGCGAAAAUAUGAACUAGCCUCAUGCAGCGCUAGGAAGCUACCUAGGCCUGCCGACAUUUGCGCAGAAUUGGAUAUUGGAAGUGCUGUAAUGCGAACGCGGGCUAGGGAUAGAGACCCGCACAGUUAACAUAAUUAUCACUUAGAAUCUGUUUUAAAAUCAUAAUUUACGGCUGAUAAAUCUACAACUAGUCAGUAUCAUGAGUACAAACUCGGACAGCAACCAGCCGUCCGAAAUUAUCCAGAGAAAAAGAAGUGCAAGUCCGAGUGGAGAGAGUGAGUCCACGCUGCUCAAGCAGGCGAAAGUAAGUGAUGAGGAACCAAGAAAUGAGUCUCAUGAAGAUGCAGACCCCGAGAAAGUUGGGAAUGGUGAGCCAAAGCAUGGAGCUGAGCUCCCCGAAGGAACUGAAGAGAAGGAUGUCGUAAUUCAGGAUGAAGCAGCCGCACAGGAGGAGAGCACGAGACAGGCUGGUGGAGGUGAGAGCGCGCGCCAGCAGUCAGAUUACGCUGCCAUCGCCGCAGCAGAGGCGCUUGCGAGUCUGACCGGUGGAGACGGGGACGAAGACUGUAAAGAAAUGCCCUGUUCGUCUAAAAAAGCGAGCCGAGAGAAAUCAAGGGAUAAGUCCAAUCGUCCAGGUUGCUCUCAGAGCGAGAGAAGGACUGAGGCAGCCGCGGCGGACAGCUCCUCAUCCCUGCUGAUCUGCGAGGACAGAGAAGACCCAGAGCAGGCAUCGUUUGUGGAUGAUGAUGAGGAGGAGGAGGAGGAUGAAGACUCCCUUCCUGGCUCUUCCUCCACAGCCAGUUCGUCUGUCGCCUCUGAUAAUGAGGAUAACGAGGACGGUGAGUGUGCCAUAGUGUCGGUGAAGAUGGCCCCGGAGGUGCGGCAGUCAGUCGCGCUGCUCGCACAGGUACAGAUGCGGCUGGAUGCUCUGGAGAAGAAAGGCGCGCGUCUGCAUCAACGUCUGGAGAUGAAACUGAGCCGCCAGCGACGCCCUCACCUGGACCAGCGCAGCGCCAUCACGCAAGCUAUCCCAGGCUUCUGGGUCACUGCUCUUCUGAAUCACCCACAUCUAUCAGCACAAAUCGAUGAGUCUGAUGAAGACGCUCUUAGCUACAUGACUAAUUUAGAGAUUGAGUCUUUCAAGAACAACAAACUUGGAUACCGCAUCUGCUUCCAUUUCCGGCGAAAUCCGUUCUUUCAAAACAAAAUGAUCGUGAAAGAACUUCAUCUUGGUAUGGGAGGGUCUCCGGUGUCCUUCUCAAACCCAAUUUUGUGGCACAGAGGACAGAAUCUGGUCGGGAGCGGAGAACCGCGUCGAACAUCACAGGGAGUCUACCAGAGCUUCUUCCAUUGGUUCAGUGAUCACAGCAACCCAGGAAGGGAUGACAUAGCACAGAUCCUGAAGGAAGACCUGUACAGAAACCCUUUGAGGUACUACCUGACUCCACUGUGGGAGCCACGGGAGAAUGGCAGCAGCGCUGCCAAACCUAAGGGCAGCAAUAACGGAGACGAGUGUGUGAUCAUCUCAGAUUCAGAUGAAGAUGAGGAGCAGAGUAGCCAAAACUUGGGGCAGGAGGAUGAAGAAGGGGAUGACCAAGUCAGAGGCUCAGAAGAGAAUGACAGAGAUGAUGGGGAAUCCUCCUAUGAGGAGAGAGAUGAAGAGGAAGUGGAUGUUGAGGAAGUAGAAGAGUCACGUGACUCCGGUGGUUGUGAGGUCAGAGAGCAAGGACAGGAAGAGGAAGAUAUUGAUGUCGAUGAAGAAAAGAGUUAGGACCUGGUGUUGUCUCAGUUUCUUUUUAUGCAGAAUAGCAUCAUUAGAUUUUUCUAUGAUCUAUUUUACUGAUUGUUUUCUGGAUAAAUUAAGAAUCUGUUUAAAAUAACAAGUGGUUUAACCGUGUCUUCAUUGUAGAUGGUACUUUCUAUACAUCAAAGAUCAUGAAUAUUCACAUUCAGUGUGUGCACUCCUUCAAAAACGUAGUUUCUUUAAGAUUUUACACAACUUUGCGUUAACAGAUUUCACUGGGAGGGCUACUGAUACCCAUAAUACAGCUCUUUUAUCUCAGAACUGACUGUUUAAAGCUUGGGAUUAUAGACUGCACUUAGUUUAGUUGUUUCUGGCUAGUUUAGAGUCCAGGUUGUUGUCUUUUUUUGUCAUUUUAUGGAAUACAGUAGCAUCGUCUAACACCAACAAGUACAUUUUUCACAGCAGGAGGCUACGUAAUCAUGACCAGUUAUAAAAACACACUAUGCUUUCCUGUUUCUACACUUAAGGGCCUAAUCAUAUUCAUCAGUCAUUGCUAUAAUAUUUUUGGUUAAUUGUUGUUUGUAACUUUUUUUAGUAUCCACAUUUACAGAAUUCUAGCAUAAUGAACGGCAUUGUUAUUGUCAUGUCGUCUUAUUGUUCAUAAAUUCUACCACCACAUUUUAGCUGUAAGGAAAAAGGUCAAACAUUCUCAAAUGCACUUCGUUCUGAACCAAAACUAGAUAACUCAGGGAUGUUUACUGUCUUUACCCUCCUUAUAGAUGUGUUUUCCUUAAGUUGCGUUCAUUCAAUUUUGUGUCUUUAAUACAUAAUACCUUUAUGAGUGUUUGUUUAUUGAUGAACAUUUAAAUAAUUGUAGGUUUAUUUCACCUUGUGUACAUAAGCAGCUAAAAUCCUGACACUGUUAUUCUUGCUAUGGGGUUCAGUGUCAUGUGAUCCUUUUAAACUACUUGUCAUUUCUAGGAAUUGAGUUCUACACACUAUCAACACAUGGAUGUUUAUUCACUUCAAUGAAUAACAAUUGUAAUGUUAUUUAAAUGAGCAAAAGUUUGGCAAGGCCAUCUCGUUGUGAUAUUUCUUUUGACAGCAUGAUGUGUGCACUCAAUACUCUGUCCAGUUAAAUGCUUAGAUAAUGUAAAAAUAGUGAAUAUGUAUGUACACAUUUGUUCCUUUGACUUCUGUCAUAUUCAUCUUUUUUUUUUUUUUUUUCAUUUAUUUCUAAUAGUACUACUUCUGCUCCUUUUGCAAUAUAUUUUUCUUUGGUCAGUCAGUUAUUAGAGUAAAAACAUUCUAAAUUGUUGUUAGAGGAAUCUGUAACAAGAAAACUGUGUUAAACAUAUUUAGUUUACAUUGAUUUUGAGUUUUGACCUGUAAAAGUUUGGUUUUAAAAAAUUGAAAAGCUGUUAACUCAUUGUAAGUAUACUGGAUUGUACUUGUUUUUCCCCACGAGGCCAGUGGUUUGUACAUAAUCCUUUCCCUUAAAAAGGGUUUAUAAUAUGUUAUUGAGUUAUUAGGGUAGAUUUGACCCACAAUAUCAAAGAGACGCUAUAUUUUGUGUGCUAAAUUUUAUAGAGAACUACAAUUUUUAAAUGUUUUGGUUUGGUUUUUUGUUUUCCAUGUCAAAUAAAGUUUUUGUCUUUUCAUUCACAAAA
Ctenopharyngodon idella (grass carp) is the source of this 3682-nucleotide messenger RNA. RefSeq names its product testis specific protein Y-linked (gene tspy). Gene Ontology annotation, cellular component: nucleus; chromatin. The transcript is spliced from 7 exons. The record is from RefSeq and is a predicted model, not a curated record. Gene Ontology annotation, molecular function: chromatin binding; histone binding. Gene Ontology annotation, biological process: nucleosome assembly. Bases 468 to 2039 code for a protein of 523 amino acids. NCBI's taxonomy places the organism in Eukaryota, Metazoa, Chordata, Actinopteri, Cypriniformes, Xenocyprididae.